This is a messenger RNA of Lodderomyces parapsilosis, 4332 nucleotides long. RefSeq names its product DNA topoisomerase 2 (gene TOP2). Gene Ontology annotation, biological process: sister chromatid segregation; DNA topological change; resolution of meiotic recombination intermediates. The transcript has a single exon. The record is from RefSeq and is a predicted model, not a curated record. Gene Ontology annotation, molecular function: DNA topoisomerase type II (double strand cut, ATP-hydrolyzing) activity; DNA binding; ATP binding. Gene Ontology annotation, cellular component: nucleus. Lineage: Eukaryota; Fungi; Ascomycota; Pichiomycetes; Serinales; Debaryomycetaceae. Bases 1 to 4332 code for a protein of 1443 amino acids.
AUGUCGGGACCUUCAGACGAAUCCGACUACCUUUCCGAAGGGUCGAGCUAUAAUGAAGACUUUAGCUCUGGAAAGGCUCAGAAGUCAAAGCAAAAGAAACAGCCACUAGCAGACACGUCUUUAAACUCAUUUAGCAACGCGUCAACCACUUCAACGGGGAAACCUUCAAACGCUUCUGAGACAUAUCAAAAGCUAUCUCAAUUGGAACAUAUCUUGAAGAGACCAGAUACUUAUAUCGGUUCAGUUGAGAAAACUAAAAUGGAAAUGUGGUGUUUUGAUGCUGAGUCUGAAUCUAUGAAAUUUCAAGAAGUCACAAUUGUCCCUGGUCUUUACAAAAUCUUUGACGAGAUUUUGGUGAAUGCCGCUGAUAACAAGAUAAGAGACCCUUCCAUGAAGAAUAUCAAGGUGAGGAUUGAUCCUGAAAAUAACGUUAUUCAAGUGUUCAACGAUGGUAAAGGUAUUCCUGUAGAAAUGCAUACAAAGGAGAAAAUGUACAUUCCUGAGUUGAUCUUUGGUAACUUGUUGACUUCUUCCAAUUAUGAUGAUGAUCAAAAAAAGGUUACUGGUGGUAGAAAUGGGUUUGGUGCUAAGUUAUGUAACAUUUUCUCCACUCAAUUUGAGGUUGAAACGGCUGACUUGAAUACCGGCAAGUUGUACAAACAAACGUGGACGGACAACAUGACAAAAGUCGGCAAACCCAAGAUUAAUGCAUUAAAAACAAAGAAAGAAUACACCAAGAUCACUUUCAAACCGGACUUGAGUAAGUUUGAUAUGGACAGUUUAGACGAGGAUUUGUUAUCUGUUUUGCGAAGAAGGGUGUAUGAUCUUUGUGGUACGGUAAAGAAUUGUAACAUCUAUCUCAAUGACAAGCGAUUGCCCGUCACUAGCUUCAAGAGCUAUGUUGAAAUGUAUGUUAAAGCAAUCAAGGAGAGGUCGCCAGAGCCAGAAGGAGAAGGUGCUCCCAAGAAUUACACCACAAUUGUACAUGAAGUGUUCAACGAAAGAUGGGAAGUGGCGUUUGCUGUCAGUGAUGGUUCAUUCAACCAAGUGAGUUUUGUUAACUCCAUCGCCACAACUGCAGGUGGUACCCACGUCAAAUAUGUGUCCGAUCAAAUCAUAACCAAAUUGGUGGAAACAUUGUCCAAGAAGGAAAAGGGAAAGAAAAAAUUGAUGAUCAAGCCGAAUGAGGUGAGGGACAACAUGUUUAUUUUUAUUAACUGUCUUAUUGAAAAUCCUGCUUUUACAUCGCAAACCAAGGAACAACUCACAACUAAAGUAUCUCAAUUUGGAGGUAAAGAAAAGUUUGUGGCUUCCGACAACUUGAUCAGCCGUGUGUUAAAGACCGGGAUAGCUGACAAGAUUCGUGAUAUAGCCAAUGCCAACGAAGACAAGGCAUUACAAAAAGUAGAUGGAAGCAGGAAACUGCGUAUCAAGGGUCAGGUCAAUUUAGUGGAUGCAAACAAGGCUGGUACGAGAGAUGGAUUAAAGUGCACUUUGAUCCUUACCGAAGGGUUGUCGGCUUUAAACUUGGCGGUUGCUGGGCUAACUGUUAUCGGAAGAGAUUACUAUGGCUGCUUUCCGUUGAGAGGAAAAUUGUUGAACGUUCGUGAAGCUUCCGCUGAUCAAAUUGCAAAGAACGCUGAAAUUAAUUCAUUGAAACAAAUUAUUGGUCUUCAGCAUAAAAAGACUUACAAUGCGGAGAACAUCAAGUCGUUGAGGUAUGGGCAUAUUAUGAUUAUGACAGAUCAAGAUCAAGAUGGAUCACAUAUUAAAGGUUUGAUUAUCAAUUUUUUGGAAACUUCGUUUCCUGGGUUGCUUGAUAUUCCUGGGUUUUUGCUUGAAUUCAUUACACCUAUUGUCAAAGUCACUGUGAAAGGUCGUGGGGCCAAAAAGAUAAUUCCAUUUUACAGCAUGCCAGAAUUUGAAACAUGGAGAGAUGGUGAAGGUCAAACUUGUCGUUGGACUCAAAAGUACUACAAGGGUUUGGGUACUUCAACUCCCAUGGAAGCUCGAGAAUAUUUUACAGCCUUGGAUAGACACUUGAAAAGAUUCCAUGCAUUGCAAGGUGAGGAUAGUAGCUGUAUUGACCUAGCAUUCUCCAAAAAGAAGGCUGAUGAAAGAAAGGAAUGGUUGCAAAAUUUUGUUCCUGGUAAUCAACUAGAUCCCGCGUUGAAUGAAAUACCCAUAAGUGAAUUUAUAAACAAGGAAUUGAUUUUAUUUUCGAUGUCGGAUAACAUUAGAUCUAUCCCUUCUGUGCUUGAUGGGCUAAAGCCAGGUCAAAGAAAAGUCUUGUUUGGUUGUUUCAAGAGAAAUUUGAAAAGUGAAAUCAAAGUGGCACAAUUGGCAGCGUAUGUAAGUGAAAAUACUGGCUACCAUCAUGGUGAAGUCUCCUUGGUGCAAACAAUCAUUGGUCUUGCACAAAACUUUGUUGGGUCAAACAACAUCAACAUUUUGAAACCAAAUGGUGCUUUCGGUUCGAGAGCAACUGGUGGUAAAGAUGCCGCUGCUGCGAGAUAUAUCUUUACUGAGUUGAAUGAUAUAACAAAGGCUAUUUUCAACCCAUUAGACAAUCCGAUUUAUACCUAUGUUCAAGAUGAUGAGCAAACUGUUGAGCCGCAGUGGUAUUUGCCAGUUUUGCCAAUGAUUUUGGUUAAUGGAGCUGAAGGUAUUGGAACUGGGUGGUCAACCAACAUACCCUCCUAUGACCCGAAGGAAAUUGUUGCUAAUUUGAGGAGGCUCAUGAACAAUGAACCUUUGGAGGAGAUGAUGCCAUGGUACAAGGGAUGGGAUGGUGUUAUUGAGCCCAUGGGACAACAAAAGUACAAAAUCAGUGGUAAGAUAGAGCAAAUUGAUGACAACAUAGUGGAGAUUACUGAAAUUCCAGUAAAGACCUGGACCAAUACUGUGAAAGAGUUUUUGUUGGCAGGAUUCGGUAAUGAAAAAACUCCUGCAUGGAUAAAGGAUAUGGAGGAGCACCAUACAACGAACAUCAGGUUUGUUGUCAAAUUGAGUGAUGCGGAAAUGGAAAAAGCAUUGAAAGUUGGUUUAUUGGAGAAAUUCAAAUUGAUUUCAUCAAUAAGUUUGGGAAAUAUGGUUGCGUUUGAUCCAUACGGAAGAAUCAAGAAAUAUAAUGACGUAUUUGAGAUUUUGAAAGAUUUCUAUUAUGUCCGUUUGGAGUAUUACGAAAAGAGAAAGAAUCACAUGCUCGAGAUGUUGCAACGUAAAUUGUUGAUGAUUUCGGAACAAGCCAGGUUUGUGAAGAUGAUUAUUGAAAAAGAAUUGUCAGUCGCCAAUAAGAAGAAGAAGGAUUUGAUCGAGUUGCUUGAAAAACAUGAUUUCACAAAAUUUACGAAAGAUGGUACGCCUGUGGAAUCAAAGGGGUCAGAUGUGUUUAUUGAUGAUAAUGACUCCGAAGAGGAAAUUGAAAAUGAAGGUGAUGUUUCCGCAUUGAACUUGAAAAAGACCGAGGAUCGUGUUGAAGGUGAACAUAAACCAGACACUAUAUUUUCAUCUUACGAUUAUUUGUUGGGUAUGACGAUUUGGUCUUUGACUCAUGAACGUUAUGUCAAACUUUUGAAUGAGAAGUCUAGUUUGCAAAAGGAAUUGGAGAUAUUAAUUGGUAAAUCUGCUAUUGAUUUAUGGAACCAAGACUUGGAUGUAUUCAUGAAGGAGUAUGAAUUGUUUUUGGCCAAAGAUGCAGAGGAAAGAGAACAUUUGUCAAGUAGUGGGAACAAGAAGAAAACCACAAGAAAAAGAAAAGCAGCCAAACCUGAGGCAGAAUCAGUAAAGAAGGUUAAAGUUGAAGGAGAGGCACAAGCUCCACCAAAAGUCGUUUCCAAACCUCGCACCACCACGCACCAGGCUAAACCAAAGUCUGCAAGUAUAGAAGCAGCAUCCGCGCCAUCAACUUCAUCAACUCCUGCACCGAAAGAAGUUACAGUCAAGAAAGAGCCAAAUGACAUACUUACCUUUUUUUCACCUACAAGCAAAUCCAAAACAAAGCUGAAUGAUAAAUCUACGAAAUCGACAAAACCAUCACAACCUCUAACCAGUUCGAUUUUUGAUUCAGAUGACGAUAUAUUCGAAGUGAGUAGCAAAUCUUCUGAGAAAUCGAAACCCAAGUCGAAAAACACCGUAUUGGAUGAAUUAGAUGAUUUGGAAAUUUUGGGUGACAAACCGCAGGUAUUGGAAAGUAGAACACGUUCAAGCAGGCCAGCAAGGGCGAAAGUGACAAGUAUGUUUAGUGAUGACGAGAGUGAUGAUGCUAUAGCUGAUGAUCCAAGUGAAGUGGUUGAAAUUGACGAGGAUGAUGACGACUACAAUGAUGAAUAG